Sungouiella intermedia is the source of this 822-nucleotide messenger RNA. Lineage: Eukaryota; Fungi; Ascomycota; Pichiomycetes; Serinales; Metschnikowiaceae. The record is from the annotation of a GenBank genome assembly.
AUGGAUUUUGGCGGUCUUUUAUCCAAGGAAAUCGACCGGAAACGGAAGAAAGCUAAGACGAAGAAGCUGCUGAAGCGUCAAAAGUCUAUCACAGAGACUUCUGCGGUUCCUGAUGCCCCACCACAGCCACAGGAAACAGAUACCGACGCUUUACUGGAAAUAAAUGAUGAAAAGUUGCAGCAAUCUCUUCAAACACUCGACAAAGAGUUUGAUGACAACACUCUGAAAGUAGAAAAGCUCCAAACUCUCGAGAUUUUGGUCAAACAAGAGCGGAAAGAGGCGCAAUAUCUGGAGUUUCUAAACGAAGAGAAUGUGGUCCCAGACUCAAUUGACCCUGCCGAUGCAGCACGUAUCUCCGAUCCAAAAGUGUACAGACGCCUAUGUUUACAGAUCCGAAAGUUUCUAAAAGUGUCUCUAAAUGGCUGGCAAAGCAAUAUCAGUGACCAGUUUCCUCAGUCUGUACUACAGGAAUCCAAGAAAGACUUGGUCAAGCUCUUAUACAAACUCCGAAGCGGCAAACUCCAGCCCAAUAUGGUGAUCACUCUUUCUACAAUAGUUCACGACAUCCAGAUGGAGCAAUUCACAAAAGCUAAUGAAAGCUACAUGAAACUCUCCAUAGGCAAUGUCGCAUGGCCAAUUGGUGUGCGAGAUGUGGGUAUACAUGCCCGUAGUGCGGACCAAAAAAUCACUGGAGACAAUAAGGAAACAUUAGCCAAUAUCAUGCAGAACGAACACACCCGGCGAUGGAUUAUUGCCAUCAAACGGUUGAUUAGUUGGUGGGAGUCUUCUCAUAAGCUACACACAUCACGUGAUACCACAUAG